GAGGUAAUGGAGAGGUGAGAAGGGCAGACUUUGUACCCACUUCACUCGCCCUUCUUCAUCGCCACCAGCUGAAGCGCCUCGGUUUGUCUCUCUUCUCUCGUGGAAAACAUGAAGAUUAAUUUUGCCCCCUUGGAAUUGCCCAUGAAGAGGAGACUGCAGACGGCUGCAGUAAUGCAGUGGGUCUUCUCCUUCAUCGCCCUUGCACCCCUCUGCAUCAUCCUGUACAUUUACCUGCUGUUCACUCGCUUCUGGCUGGUCGGUGUGCUGUACACCGUCUGGUGGUUCUUUGAUUAUGACACUCCUGCACGUGGAGGCCACAGGGUGAAUGCCUUGUGUGACCUCAAAGUUUGGAAAUACAUGCGGGAUUACUUCCCCAUCAAGUUGGUGAAGACAGCUGACCUGGAUCCCAGGCACAACUACAUCCUGGGCUUCCAUCCCCAUGGCGUGCUGGUGGCAGGAGCCUUUACUAGCUUCUGCACCUGUGCUACGGGCUUCAGAGAGCUGUUUCCUGGCCUCACCAGCUACCUGCUCAUGUUGCCCCUUUGGUUCAGAUCCCCUUUCUUCAGAGACUACAUUAUGUGUGCAGGUCUGAUUCCUUCGGACAAAAAGAGCGCCAGCUAUCUGCUAUGCAAAAGAGGUGUCGGUAACGCUGUGGUAAUAGCAGUCGGUGGGGCCCAAGAAGCUCUUGAUGCCCACCCUGGGACCUACAAUGUACUAUUGGCUAAGAAGAAAGGCUUCAUCAAAAUGGCGAUGGAGCACGGUGCUCAUCUGGUGCCAGUCUUCUCCUUUGGAGAAAAUGAAGUGUUUGAUCAAGUGGGAAACCAAAGAGGAACAUGGCUUCGAUGGUUACAGGAGCGGCUGCAAAGCAUCAUGGGUGUCUCCCUGCCUCUCUUCCACGCCCGUGGUAUUUUCCAGUACUCCUUUGGUCUCAUGCCCUACAGAAAACCCAUCAAUACAGUUGUUGGGCGGCCAAUUAGGGUGGAGAGGAAUGAGAAGCCAACGGCCGAGGAACUUGAUGCCCUCCACCAGCUGUACAUGGACGAACUCAGCAAUCUGUUUGAGGAGCACAAGGGCAACUACGGAGUGGACGAGGACACACACCUGAACUUUGUCUAAACUGGACUGUCGUCGGAGUGGAUUUGAUUGCAUAUUUAUUUGUAAAGCUCUGGUGCUGCAGGCUCAGAUAAUUGAUUGUCUUUCAACUGUUUAGCUGUUAAUUAAAGAUGAAUAAAGUGUUGUUGGUUCUGCAACAAGACACACUGCUGUAUCCGUUUAUAUGAGAGAGGAUUCAAUGACCCUAUGAGAGAAAAGCAACCAGUAUUUAAAUGCUUAAUGUAUCCAUAACUGAGACCUGGCUGCUCAUUCAGACUGCUUUUCAUGACUGUGUGGGAAAUGGUUCAAAGGGAACACUGAAGACACAAGUUUUCUUCACCAUCUCCCAGUGGUGGCAUCUGUCUGGGGUUUGGGAUUUUGUGCAAGAUCUGACACUUUCUCAAUCAGAAUCAUAGGUUGAAUCUAGGUUGCUACAUCAUUUGGAGACACUGUCACGAAACACCAAUCAUUUCAGGGUUUGGUAUCCAAAUACUAUAAACAGUGAAAAUAAAAAUCUUUUAUA
Messenger RNA from Sebastes umbrosus (honeycomb rockfish), 1615 nucleotides. RefSeq names its product monoacylglycerol O-acyltransferase 2 (gene mogat2). Gene Ontology annotation, molecular function: diacylglycerol O-acyltransferase activity; 2-acylglycerol O-acyltransferase activity. NCBI's taxonomy places the organism in Eukaryota, Metazoa, Chordata, Actinopteri, Perciformes, Sebastidae. The record is from RefSeq and is a predicted model, not a curated record. The transcript is spliced from 6 exons. The coding region runs from base 109 to 1116 and encodes 335 amino acids. Gene Ontology annotation, biological process: diacylglycerol biosynthetic process; triglyceride biosynthetic process. Gene Ontology annotation, cellular component: endoplasmic reticulum membrane.